Rubroshorea leprosula is the source of this 1039-nucleotide messenger RNA. The record is from the annotation of a GenBank genome assembly. Lineage: Eukaryota; Viridiplantae; Streptophyta; Magnoliopsida; Malvales; Dipterocarpaceae.
CGUGCAGUUUGGAUGGGGUAGUAUGGGUGCAGUAGCUCGUGGUUCCUCUGGUGAGUUGCUGGCAGCUUUUGUGUGUAAAGGGCCAGAGGUUAUUGAAGCUGAAAUUGCUGAGGCACUGUUCUCUCAUAUUGUAAACAACGUAUGUCCUCCUUUUUGUUCUGCAAAACCGGCAUCCUUGCGUGUUUCUGCUCUUCUUUUCUCCCCUGCAGCUCCCGAAUUUCCCCCAAGCAAGCCGCCGGCACCAGCCUUGAGGAAACCGGUAGGAAGCUUGGAUUUCUCCUUAUUUUCUUGUUCUAGAACUGAAAAGGGAACCCAGAAACCUUCUCCCCCUGCUGGAAAUCCGGAUCUGCUGCUGCUCUGCUCCUCACCGCCGGCUGUUCCUUGCUUGUGGGUGCGAAUUGCCUUGAUUUUCUGUUCCGUGAGUUUCUCCCCUGCAAUUCCCGCCGGCUCCUCCCCCAGCCAAGCUCGGUUUCUGCAGCUGGAAAUUCUGGUAUGGACAGCCUUUUAAGCCUAGAAUUGUCCAUUUAUUUGCUGCCCUGUAUUGUCCGAAAAUUCUGUUGAAAAUGGGGGAAAUUUGAUAGCUUUAGGACCAUGAUUUAGCUUAAUUGAAGUGGAAUUUAUAUGAUUGAGUGUUAAUGGAUUGCUGUGUGAUUGUUGGAGAGAAAACCCGUGAAUUAGCUAGUGGUUUGGCCAAUUUUGGAGAGUCCAGUUACUGUUCACGUCGUGGUACUGUUCAUGGGUACUGUUCACGACACUGUUCACAGAACACUGUUCACACCCCGAGGGCCAAUAAUUAACGGGGAUUUAAAUGAUUAGUUUGUGAUAUAAGAACAAAUUUGGAGAUAUCUGAUUAUGUGGAGAUUGAUAGAAAUAGUAUUGUGAUUAAGAGUGAUCGUAAUGAUGAUUUCAGCUUGAAUUUGUGAUAAUCUGGUAUUAAUUCUGAGGUGUUUUGAUUAGGUUCCCGAUUGUUCUGUCAGUUAGUGCGUGAAUUGAGUGCUCGGUUUUAUGCGAGUGAGGUAAGUAAAUUUAUGGUAAUGCC